AUGAAUUUCAACGAUAUGGAAAACUCGGUAUACGGUAAUUUAGAAGAAGACGCUGAGUUACUUGCCGAACUAGCAGCUAUUCAAGCAGAAGUUAACGGAGAAAACACACGAUCCGCGCCAACAGCUACACGUGCAGCUCCUUCUGCACCUCGCCGACCUGCACCAGGAGGGCGUCCUCAACAAGCAGCAACGCCAGAAGUUCCUGGUGUAGAUCCACGUCUUUUGGCUGCAGCGCUAUCAGAUAACCCUGGAAAUGAUGAUGAGGAAGUGGAGAUGGAUGAAGAAUUAUUGAAUGAAUUACAUGGAUUAGUUGGUGGUGGAUCUCCAAUCAAACAAGCGCCUCCCGUACCUGUCCGAGUAGCUCCGCCUUCUUCUGGUGGCCCAUCUGGCCCCGCCCCUUCUGCACCAGCACCGUCACGUCUCGGAAACGAGAACAACUCUCAGUUGAAUCAUUUAAGACAACUUCAUGCUUAUUAUGUUAAAGCUCAGAAAUCGGCUGAACAGGGAGGGGAAAGUGCUAAAGCAAGACGGUACAAACGUGCUGUCGACAAGCUCGUCGAACUUAUUCGUGCCGUUGAAAAUGGCAAAAAAAUUGACGAAUCUGAAAUUCCCGUCGCCCCACCAAAUUUUUCAUCGGAACCUCUCGCCCCAGCUGCUCCAACUGCCCAGCCAGCUCAUCAUCCACCAGCUCCGCCCAUUCGACAAGCUGCACAAGCCACGCCCACAAGCGAUGCCCCGCCUCCAAUUCCUCAGAGGAAAGCAUCUGCUACUCCAUCAACGACAUCAACAACAACUACAAAAGAGCCGACUGAUCCGAAGAAGGCGGCAAUUUACCGUAUUCUACAACAUCGUCGUAAUUUGCACGUUGCUAAUGGAAAAGCAGCAAUUGCUGCCGGAGAUAAAGAUUCCGCAAAGGAAUCAGUUGGAAUGGCAAAAGCUUUCGACCAGGCUAUCGCCGCUCUGAACGAAUGCUCAGCUGACGAAAUGGACAUGAAUGAAGUUCCACCAUCACCACCACCGUACCGCAAAGCUUCUUCACACCAAGCUCCGCCCACUUCAUCUCAAGCCUCGCCCACUCCAUCUCAAGCUCCACCUACUUCUGCUGGAGGUCCGCAAACAUUCAUUGCAGCACUAGAACAACGUCAGACGAGAUAUCUCCAAAUGGCACAAAAAGCUAAAUCUGAAGGAAAUGAGAGGAAAGAAAGAAUGAAUUCCCGUCUAGCCGGACAAUAUUCGGAAGCGAUUCGAGAUGCGAAAAAAGGAAAAACAGUUAAUAUUUCUGAGUUGCCGACUCUUCCUGAUAUGGGACCACUUCCGCUGCAAACAUCCGGACAAGCAGGUGCAGGGCGGACAUCUGGACAGACUGGGGAACAGCAUCUUCAUCAAAAACCUCCAGCACCUCAGGUCGGACCAUUGGCACCAAGUGGAGUAGAAGGGAAAAGUAGAAACUCAGCACAAUUGGAGUUCCUGUUAGAACGACAGAAUCAGUUCAAACAGGCUGCAAUUCAUGCUAAAUCACGUGGAGAUGUGGAAACCGCAAAAAAGUAUCUUCUCGAGAUGAAAGGAUUCGAUAAAAUGAUUCAAGCAGCACAUGCAGGACUUCCAGUUAAUAUCAAGAAUACACCGAUUCCACCACAAUCGCAGACUGCUCCGACCACAUUAGAACCACGGAUUCAUGCUGCUGCUGCUUCGUCAAGCACGGGCUUGGAAAAUCGUGGAGAACGUCUCAUGCUACUCGAGAAAACAUUAAUUGAACAAGUUCGUUCUGCUGAAACUAACCAAAUGAGAUUCACUCGUCUGGGAGAUGUUGGAAAAGUGAAAUUAUUUGAAUCUUGGGGAAAAACUGCCAAACAAGAUUUACUUUUGGUCAGAGAAGUCGCCAAACGUGGACUCAAUCUACCGAAAUUUCAUUAUGAAACAAGACAGAUUCCAUCUGCCGAUUUGUUCCCGGAUUUAGCUGAAGACGUCAUUGAAUUAACUAUUAUUUCAUGCAGAGAUGUUCCUCUACCAUCUGGAUAUGAAAUUCAUCACGCCAAUCUCUUCACUAAAUACAUUUUUCCUCCAGUCGUUUCCGAUCAACCACAAGUUGGGAAAACGAAAUUGAUCGCUGGUACAACAUCUCCUCAAUUUUCUGAAUCCGUUAUGUUGAACAUUGGAAGUGGAAAAUCUAGAAAUAACAAAUUGCAGAGAGUUUUCAAGAGAGGUGGAUUAAAGUUUGAGGUUUAUCAAAAAGGCGGAUUUAUGAGAAGUGACAAACUACUUGGUACAUGUGAAUGGAAAUUGGAAAAAUUAGAGCAUAGUGCUGAAAUGGAAGAAUCGUUACCGCUGAAGGAUGGUCGAAAAGCAGUUGGUGGUCUUCUUUCUGCAAAACUCCGUAUUCGCGAACCAAUCGGUGACGCAAAAGCUCAAUCCAUCUCUCAAAAAUGGCUUGUUUUGGAUAAUUAA
Caenorhabditis remanei is the source of this 2445-nucleotide messenger RNA. RefSeq lists its product as uncharacterized. NCBI's taxonomy places the organism in Eukaryota, Metazoa, Nematoda, Chromadorea, Rhabditida, Rhabditidae. Gene Ontology annotation, molecular function: DNA-binding transcription repressor activity, RNA polymerase II-specific; RNA polymerase II cis-regulatory region sequence-specific DNA binding. The transcript is spliced from 9 exons. The record is from RefSeq and is a predicted model, not a curated record. Bases 1 to 2445 code for a protein of 814 amino acids. Gene Ontology annotation, biological process: regulation of transcription by RNA polymerase II. Gene Ontology annotation, cellular component: nucleus.